Molecule: messenger RNA, 7368 nt
Organism: Mus caroli (Ryukyu mouse)
Lineage: Eukaryota; Metazoa; Chordata; Mammalia; Rodentia; Muridae
Source: RefSeq, a predicted model, not a curated record
CCCUCCUUCGGCUGAGAGGCUCCUUCCCGGGGCAACGAGGGCGACCGCGAGCACAGGUAAAGCGAAGGGAGCCACAGAAUACGCGUGAGCCUGAGACUCUUGCAGUCCUCUCAAUGCUACUCCUAGGUGUCGCUUCCCCUCAAAAGAAAUAGUUUUCACCUAGGUAGACUCGGCCCUGAGACGUGAGCAGCGCGCCUGCGCGAAAGAGCGAAGAUGGCUGCCCUCGACGCUUGCGCAUGAGGACCUAGGCGGUGGCAGCCAGCGCCUGCGCACCAAGGCAAGGCAGAGGCUUGCGCCUGCGCGACGCGGCGCUGCGGAAACCGUUGGCUCAUUUGCAUCUCCCCGCCUCGCCAGGCUGUGGAUAAGGGGCCCGAGGCGGCGGCGGCAGCGGCGGGGGCGGCACCGCACGCGGCAGGCUCCGGGAGAAAAAAACCAUGGCAGCAAGGCGGAUGGCGCAGGACUCUUUGGACAGCGUAUUACAGGAGAAAUCUAAACGGUAUGGGGAUUCCGAAGCUGUUGGUGAAGCUCUCCAUCUUAAAGCUCAAGAUCUCCUAAGGACAGGCUCAAGAGCCAGAGCAGAUGUCUAUGAGGACAUUCAUGGUGAUAGCAGGUAUUCUGCCAGCGGAUCUGGAGUGUAUUCACUAGACAUGGGAAGAGAGGGUCUGAGAGGUGACAUGUUUGUGGGACCCUCCUUCAGAUCAAGCAACCAGUCUGUUGGCGAAGACAGCUAUCUUCGUAAAGAAUGUGGCCGGGAUCUGGAACCAGCCCAUACUGACUCCCGGGACCAGAGUUUUAGCCACCGGAAUCUGGGACAUUUUCCUUCUCAGGACUGGAAACUUGCGCUCCGUGGCUCUUGGGAGCAAGACUUGGGCCACUCAGUUUCUCAAGAAUCCUCCUGGUCACAGGAGUAUGGUUUUGGGCCCUCAUUGUUAGGAGACUUGGCCUCCUGCAGGCGGAUGGAGAAGGAGAGUCGGGAUUAUGACCUGGACCAUCCUGGGGAGAUGGACUCUGUGUCGAGAAGCAGUGGGCAAGUCCUGACCAGAGGCCGAGCUCUUAACACAGCUGACCAGGAAGGCACUCUACUAGGAAAGGGGGACGCCCAGGGUCUGCUUGGAGCAAAGGGUGUUGGGAAGCUUAUCACACUGAAAAGCAUGACCACGAAGAAAAUGCCUGUUGCCAGUCGUAUUACUUCCAAACCUCAGGGCACUAACCAAAUCCAGAAACCCACCCCAAGUCCUGAUGUAACCAUUGGGACAAGUCCAGUGCUAGAUGAAAUCCAGUUCGCUGCUCUGAAGAUUCCUUUGGGGCUGGACCUUAGGACCCUUGGCUUGCCCAGAAGGAAGAUGGGUUUUGAUGCCAUAGACAAGGCAGAUGUGUUCUCAAGGUUUGGCAUAGAGAUCAUCAAGUGGGCAGGAUUCCACACUAUCAAGGAUGACCUGAAGUUCUCCCAACUCUUCCAGACUCUGUUUGAACUGGAAACUGAGACCUGUGCCAAGAUGCUGGCCUCCUUCAAAUGCUCCUUGAAGCCGGAGCAUAGAGAUUUCUGCUUUUUUACCAUCAAGUUUCUAAAGCACUCUGCUCUGAAAACGCCCCGAGUUGAUAAUGAGUUUUUAAACAUGCUUUUAGACAAAGGUGCUGUGAAGACCAAAAACUGCUUUUUUGAGAUCAUCAAGCCCUUCGACAAGUCCAUCAUGCGGCUCCAGGACCGGCUGCUGAAGGGCGUCACGCCCUUACUCAUGGCCUGUAAUGCCUAUGAGCUGAGUGUCAAGAUGAAGACCCUCACUAGCCCAUUGGACCUGGCUAUGGCCCUGGAGACCACCAACUCUCUUUGCAGGAAGUCCCUGGCCCUCUUAGGCCAGACCUUCUCCUUGGCUUCUUCCUUCCGGCAGGAGAAGAUCCUAGAGGCUGUGGGCCUCCAAGACAUCGCCCCAUCUCCGGCCUACUUCCCAAAUUUUGAAGAUUCCACUUUGUUCGGAAGGGAGUACAUAGACCACCUGAAGGCCUGGCUUAUGGCCAGUGGCUAUCCCCUCCAUCUCAAGAGAGCUGUGCCCCCAGAGUCCCGAGAACAGAAAACCACAGCUCAGACCUGGGCUUCAAGCACUCUGAGCCAAGCAGUUCCCCAGCGGGCGGAUCACAGGGUGGUGGACACCAUUGACCAGCUUGUCAUGCGUGUCAUCCAAGGAAGGCUAUCUCCCAGAGAGAGAACACUUCUCCUACAGGACCCUGCUUACUGGUUUCUGUCUGAUGAGAGUAGCCUGGAGUAUAAGUACUACAAGCUGAAGUUGGCAGAGUCACAGCGACUGAACCACAGCUGGCCCAUCGUGGAGCGGAGGCCAACACCCGCACAGUGUGCGGUGCGUGCCAUGCUGUAUGCACAAGCUGUGCGAAGCCUCAAGCGCAGACUUCUCCCAUGGCAGCGCAGGCGGCUGCUUCGCUCCCAAGGUCCUCGAGGCCUGAAGGCCAAGAAAGCCACCACUGCCCAGCAGACAUCCCUGUCCUCAGGCACUCGGCAGAAACACCAUGGCCGCCAGGCUUCUGGCUCCUUGAGGGUGAAGCCACCACCACGGGAUUCAAGUGAUGCUGCCCAGGACUGCCUAUCAGAGCCUGCCAAACCCUGUCCUCAACCCUCCAGCCCUGGAGCCUUGGGCCCGUCUCCUCGGCCAACUGGAGGGGAUGACUCAGAAGCCCUGCCGGCCUCUUCUCGAUGCCCCUCUGCUAAUAUGGAUGCAAAGACCAUGGAGACUGCUGAGAAGCUGGCCAGAUUUGUGGCUCAGGUCGGCCCUGAAAUUGAGCAGUUCAGCAUAGAGAACAGCACUGACAACCCUGACCUGUGGUUCCUGCACGACCAGAGCAGCUCAGCUUUCAAGUUCUACCGAGAGAAGGUGCUGGAACUGUGCCCAUCCAUCUCCUUCCAGUCCACUGGUGAGGCAGGGGACUCAGUACAGAGCCCCACAGCUGGCAAGGAGGGUAAGGGUGAGCCACAGGAGGGGCACCCUGAGCAGGAGGCUUCACUGGAGGGCACUGAGGUGCUGCCUGAGGAGGAGGAGGAAGAGGAAGAUGAGGAGGAGAGCGAGGACGAGGGUGGAGAGGAGACCUCCACUCUCAGGCCACAGGCAGAAGCUGCCAAGUGUCCAGGCUCUGAGGGCAGUUCCCCUACUGACAGCAUCCCUGGAGAGGGGUCCAGAGAGGACCAGGCCAGCACCCCUGGCCUGUCCCAGGCCUCCUCUGGCAGCUGCUUCCCCAGGAAGAGAAUCAGCAGCAAGUCGCUGAAAGUUGGCAUGAUCCCUGCCCCAAAGAGGGUGUGUCUCAUCCAGGAGUCAAAGGUCCACGAACCAGUUCGAAUUGCCUACGACAGGCCUAGGGGUCGUCCCAUAGCCAAAAAGAAGAAACCCAAGGACCUGGAAUUUUCCCAGCAGAAACUGACAGACAAGAACGUGGGCUUCCAGAUGCUGCAGAAGAUGGGCUGGAAGGAAGGCCAUGGCCUGGGCUCCCUUGGGAAGGGCAUCCGAGAGCCCGUCAGUGUGGGUACUCUUUCAGAAGGAGAGGGCCUGGGAGCUGAUGGGCCUGAGCAGAAAGAAGACACCUUUGACGUCUUCCGCCAGCGCAUGAUGCAAAUGUACAGACACAAGCGGGCCAGCAAAUAGGUGUGUGCCAGGACGCAGACCAGCAGCUGAUACUACCAGAAAGAAAAUCUGAGUAAGGCAGGAGGGCCAUUCCUGCCAUGUGCCACAUGCUCCUGUUCAGGCACGCGGGGGAGGAAGCUCCUCAACAGAAGGGUAGCUUACUAGCCCCAGCCCUCCCACCCUCCAGUGCCUCUGCCUGGAUUUGUGCAUGCUGUCAUGGGACUGGGCCACCCUCGGCCUUACCUGUUUCUACUCCAGGUUUCUCUCGAAGAUGACAGUUCCUUGCAGGGGCCAAACAGGAUAGACCUGAUGAGUGGCCUUGCUCGGCCACCACACUCCUUCCUGAGGGCCUCAAGUGCUGUUUUGUGAGGGGUCUAUAGGCCUCAUCCUUCCCACUCUUGGUUUUUUGUUUUUACUUGUAUUGUGUGUAUGUGAGUGAGCAGGUGUGUUACAGUGCCCAUAAGAAGAGCAAAGGACAACUUGUGAGUCAAUUCUCCUUCCACCAUGUGUGACUCCGGGAUUGAACUCAGAUCCUCAGGCUUGGUAGCAAGCACCCUUACCCACUGAUUCCUGUUGCCAGCCCUCAUUCUUGGUUCUUGACCUUCUUACCCGUCAUACUUCAUACACAGUUCUGAACAGCCAUUCUCUUCUUAACUAGAUCAGAGCCACUGGCGACAGAGAUAAGCCUCGAAGCAACCUUGCCCUUCCCGUCACCCUGCCCCGGACGCCUGCAGCCUGAGCCUCGGUGUGUACUCGGCCAGCUCCACAUCCCUAGGUCAGGUCCCAGCAGGCCUUGCCACUCUGCAGAGCAGCAGCCACUCAGGCACCCUUGUCUGUCCUGCUUCUGACUCUGUCCUUCAUCUUAUUCCUCUUUGUAGGGUGCUUCCUCAGCCUUGGUGCCCAGGGCCUGGCUCCUCUUUAAGUUCUCCACAAAGCCCUGCCUUCCAGAGCCCUGUGCUGCUGUGUCUUCAGAGCUUAUCUGGAAACAGACGGGCUCCAGUGGAGAGGGAACACUGUGGAUUCUUGCUUUUGAGCAAUGGUGUCUCAGCUCCUACAGAAUUCUGAGAGCUUUGCAGGCUGAAGCAGGGGGAUCUAGGACAAGUUAAAGUCCUGCCUGGCUGUGUAGCAGGACCUGUCUUGAGAGACUUCUCAAAAUCUUAGCCCCAGUUUAAUAUAGUUGAGGCUUAUAAUACUCCUGUUUCUGUCUCUGGGAAGUGCGUUCUGAGGAAAACCCCAGUCUUUCCACCUCCAGCCUCCACUGUGGCUCCUGCAGGCCAGUGCUAUGGUGCUGUAGCACAGUUUCCAUGUACAGUGUCUUUCUGAAGCCUCAGGAAGGGUGGCGUGGCUCAGCUGCCAUGGAUGUCUGCUUUGGAGCCCAACUCCACCCAUGCCCACCACCCCUGUUUGGUACAGAUCCUCUCGAUGCAUCCCAGCCUCCCCGCCACACUGCUGGGCAUUUGAAAUCAGUCUGUGGAAGUCUGGAAAGGCUGAUGUCAGGGCUGGGGACAUGGUGGUCAGGUGUCAACCAUGAGCACAGCAGGAAGAUCUUGCUGUAGUGAUACUCAACUCUCCUCUCAGCUUAGCUCUACUUUCUGUUUCCCAGCAUGCCCUUCUUCACAGCUGCUGCAGCUCACACCACCUCACUCUCUUCUGGUGUCUUGGCAACUAACAGGUCUUUGUAGCAAUGGAGAUGCACUGCCAAUGGGUCACAGUCUGACUCUUGAACACAAAUCUGUAGGGUGGGAGAUGACAGGUCAGGGACCCUAGGCUGCAGUUUCAUCGUCAGGUCUUUCUUUCACCUUCUAGCAGCUUCCAUGUUGGCUGUGGGUUGGAAUGGGACUCUGGUCCAUGGUGGGCUCUUAAGAGGAGUUCCCAUCCAUAAGUGGAGCACACAGACCUGGGUGUGCUGCUCACUCCAUAUCUCCAGCUUCUCUCCAGUCACCUGCAUUUGUGCUGCUCCAUUGGGGCUUCAAGAUGAUUGAGGAAUUGUGGGUAGAUGGCCCUUGUGCCAAGACUCUGGGAGGUGAGACUGUCAGGCAGCCUCCCACGUUGAGAAUGACAUUCCUGGGCACUCUUCUCGAGACAGGAUGAAUAGUGGGGAGAGAGAGAGCACAUAUCUUAUGCCCCUUAACGUGAGCCAUCUUGAUGCUCCUCACACACACCUUGCCAUCCUUGCCCUCCUGGGGCACCUUGCUCUCCAGCCAAGCUGCUCUGUGGGCAGGGCUGUGGAGGACACCUGAUGUAUACUCAUGUGACCUUGUUCCUGUCACAGUGUUUGUCCUGUCAUUCUAGUUCCAGGGUCACAUCCACAAGGACCAUGGAUUCCAAAAGUUGUGCUGGCCUGGCCUGCCCUGGCUCCAGUCUGUUCCUGUUCCUGGAUGUGCGUCGUGCAAGUUGAUUCUGUACCUGGUAAAACCUAGAACACACUUGUGAUGUCACCUCUUGGAUGUAGUUGUGUUUGUAAGGAUCUAAGAAGUCAUGGUGUUGUCGGUGUUGAGUGCUUGGAAUAAAUGAAGAGCAGACCCGCUGCCCGGCUCCUGUGCUGCCAUCACUGAGGACUCAUGGGGGCGGAGGCCUGAGGACUGUGAGGCCAGCCUGGGUUAUAUCAUAGUCUGUAUUGAAGAAGAGAAAAUAAGUCGGAUAGGGUAUCUCAUGCCUAUAAUCUUAGCACUAGGGAGACUGAGGCAGGGGGAUUGCUUUCAGUUCCAGGAUAUUCUGAGCCCUAGAGUGAAACUGUCUCAAACAUGUGAGUCCUGUGAGGAGAACAUGAGAGGUAGCAGUGCACACCUAGGCCUGACAGUGUCUAAUGGCCCGAAAUGGGAUCUGAGCCCUGAUGGCUGCUAUUCCCAGACUCCAGCCCUGACUACAGACAUCCCCAGGCCUGACCAGACAGCAGUCCGUCAACCCAGAUCCAAUGACAAGUGUCCCUAGACAUCUCUAGCCCUCAUGAGUCGCCCCCAGCCUGAUGACAGUGUCACCAGUCCCCGAAAUAGAGGUCUUCCAGGACCAAUGACACCAACCCCUUGACUUUGACAGAUCUUCUCCCAAGCCUAAUGAUAGGCUCUUUCCUUUACAUGAUGAUCAAGUAUCCCCAUGUCCACUUUAUUCUAGCCUCUAAUGAGUAGAUUUGUCCUAUAGGUGCCUUCUGUGACCCAAGCUGGUCUUGAAUUCAAGAUCUUCUGCCUCAUCUUCUAGAGUCCUGGGAUCAUGGGUCUGUCACCAGACAUAGUCUCUGAGAGAAUGGCUGUCCAUGGCUUACCUGCCUUGUCCCUACCUGGGGCAAGAGCACUGAAUAGUGGGGCCUUAGAUGUGAUUUUGUUCCCUAAGGAGCCUUUGCCUCUGGCUUUUUUUACCAGUACUUCCCUGUCCCUGUCCCUCAGCAGGAGGGUAGUAAGGAUACCAGGCUGAGCAUGGUUCCCAGGACAGGUGAUGCUGCACUCAGGAAAAACCCUGGGGGUGGCCUAGAGACCAGCAGCACAGGGCCCUUCAAAAGCUUCACCUCCUCUGCUUUAUCCUAGAGGAAUUUUGACCAUGAUGGUGGCCAGCCAAGCCCUGCCACCUGGCACCCUGUCUCCUGUUUCCACCCACCCAAUUCUCCUCAGCACAGCCAUUGUGGGGGCCAUGUAGACCCAGGGCAGAGUCUCUAGCCACGGGGGAAGAGGCCCUGGGGGACCUUACCAUUCAAUCUUUGACCUUUGUUCUCAGUUUCCUCUGGCAAAUUGUAAAGAGCCAUCAGAAGGUAAAA